UCAUUGUCUCAUAGAAACCUUCAUUAAUUCUAAAUUCGUUUUGACCAACAAAUCCAAACUCUGGAAAUAUCCCAGCCAUGUCAUCAGUUGAAGGAGUAGCUGUCACUCUGACUCCUCGAGAACAGAGAAGAGUUGAAAGAGAGGAACGAAAGCGUCGAAGAAAUGGUCAGGAAUCCUCAACAAAGCAACCAACAUCAGAAAAGAAAAAAGAGAAAACUCCUGGGAAGGAUUUAGAGAAGAAAAACAAAACAGCUUCUAACGGCGGAGCGAGUGUGCACAAGAAGCCACCUAGUGGAGCAAAACGUGUAAAUUCAUAUGAUAAAGUGAAUAUUAUUGAGAAAACUCCGAAAUUUGAAACAACCGAGAAAGAGAAUAAAGGGAAGAAACAAAAUGAAGUGACAAAACCAGAAGCCAAAACUGCUCGACAGAAACUUGGGAGUAAAUUCAUGGAUAAUUUGUCGAAAUUUGAGAACCGGAAUCAAGAUAAUGAAGACAACAAAAAAACACCCUUUGUGAGGUCAUACAGCUCAGUCAAUCAGUCAUCGGCUAAUGAUUCAUCUGCGUUCAGAAGAUCUCACAGACCUUCUCGGAGCACACCGGCUGUGAACGAUCCAUCAAUACUCAUGCGACGUUCACUGAGGAGGGAGAGAGUUCUUGAUAGUAUUGCAAAACUUGAGAAGCAAUCUACGUUGAAAGAGAAACCGGCAUCGCCUGGCAGACCACGAUCAGAUGAGAAUAAAGAAAAGGUUCUAUCUCGUCGUUCUUCUGCAAGUUCAAGCAAGACUUCUCUCUCAGACUCUGGAUCAAGCACAACGUCCACCAAGGGAUUGUCCAGGGCUCAACAAGCAUUAGAAAGACACAAGAACAGGAUCCGAAGUACUUCUCAAACAUCUGGGGGCGGGGUCACACCUUCACCCACCAAACCUUCCAGUCCGGCUUGCAAAAGUCGUUCGUUCUCAAAUGAUUUCAAUCGAAAAACUCCGAACAAAUCAAAAUCGAAGGAAUUACAAAGAACUCCCUCAGUUGAUGAUCAGUCUCCAUCAAGGAAAGUCUCUGUCACCAAGAGUCCACUAGAUGGCGAUAAAUUAGAAGUAACCAUGGUAACAGAGGUCAUGACCCCUGCAGAAGGGAAGAUGAAUGUUGUUGUGAAGGAACAUGUCCUCAGCGAAGAAGAAGCAGAGCUACUACUUUCUCCACAAGAUGGCACUGAAGAUCUACCCGAAUCAGAGUAUCAACCUGGUGAUCCAAGACCAGUCUCCGUUGAAGAUGUUGUUGCAAUAUUCAACCUGGAAGAUGGCCCUCCACCAUCCCCCGAGCCUAUUGUUACUCCAGUUACCAAAACACGACGAAAAUUACCAGAAAUACCAGCAGACCAAACAACAUCUGCAACCAAAGAAGGAAGAAGUCGACGAAAAAAAUCUAAAAAACAUUCCACUGGUGGCAGCGGUGAGCCACAUUCCUUUGAAGAGCAAAGUGUUGUUGUCAUAGAAACAAGCCCUACAUUCAAACAAUUUAAUGACAUAUUUCAAGUUUCCUCCCCGAAAUCUGAGAAAACCUUUCACAAUUUCAACCAAAACUCCUCUAAUAUUGAACCAUUGAAGCAUGACCAAAAGUCACUGGAGCUUGACCAAAGUCCACCAACAGAAAAAUCAUUGAAGCAAGACCAAAAAUUAAUGAAGCAAAACCUAAAGUCACAGGAGCAUAACAGUAUUUCACCUGUACAAAAAUCAUCAAAGCACGACCAAAAACUAUUGAAGCAUGACCAAAUUAUACAAAACAAUGACCAAAACACUAUUUCUUUAUGCAUGAAUGAGCAAAUUAAACCAAAAGUUGCCGCUGAAGUUCAUGUAGCUUCGGACAAUCAACCAAUCACUGAAGGGAAAGACACAGAGGGAGAUAAAAAAUAUGACCCAGAGGAUGCAAUUCAGGUUUUGCGACGCUUAUCAGAGGAGAUCCAUUCUCAACCAAUCAAAACAAGUGAGCGGUCAUCCGUGUCAGGGUCAAAGGUUGAGCCACUCAUUGAAGAAGAGAAUCAAGAUUUAACGAACAAUAAGAAACGAAACUCCAGAAAGAAAAAGAAAUCUGGGAACAACGCUGGUGAUCGACCGACAUCAUUACACAUUCAGGAGGUUUUGUAUAUCGCAGAUGACGAUAAAUCUCCUUUGAGGAGAACUGUUUCGGAGACUACAAAAACUUCAACACAAGAGGUCGCUAUAGCACUACCAAGUCCUGAAGCAAAACAACGAAAAUCUUCGAGAAGAAGCAAGCAAUCAUCAAGCUCCUCUUCACCAGAGAAACUUUCUUCGCCACCUAGGUCCCCUACUAAAACUAGAUCAUCUAGAACACCUCAAUCACCUGUCAAAGAUUACGUUUCUUUUUCGGAGACUCCUGUUUCGUUGAAGGAGGCUCCUACCAUCACACCCGUUGUGAGUGAAACUUCUACACUUGUCUCACCGAACAAAACUCCUACCACCACUCCCUUAUCACCAAAGAAGACUCCUACCACCACUCCCCUCUCACCAAAGAAUACUCCUACCACCACUCCCUUGUCACCACCAAAGAAGACUCCUACCACCACUGCCAUAUCACCUGUGAAAUCACUCCCUUCACCGGUCAAAACACAAUCUUCUGUAACUCCAACAUCUCCUGUUAAAUCUGUAAAAACUAAAUCUCCGGACAAAACCGCAGAAUCUCCGUCAAAAAGUCGCAAAAAAUCUUCUGAAAAAACAGCCGAUUCCUUUUUUGUGUUUCCUGAUCAAUCUACAGAGACGAAAGCUUCAUCCAAAUCUCCUGAAUCUGCAACUUCACCUGUGCGAAGUCUAUCACCAACGAAAUCAAACGAUAUGGAUUUCAGAAAAAAAGUUCUUACCAGACGGCAAGAUUCAUGGUUGGAUGACUCAGAUUCAGACGAUUCUGCGUAUAUCUUAUCAGAUGCCUCCAGCGAUGCAUCGGAUAUCGAUCUUGAUUGGCUCGGAGUGGAUUCUGAUGCCUCCACCCAGGGCAAAAAGAAGCAGAAAUCCAAGCCUCGCUCCGACUCAGUUGGAGUCCAACGCACGGCAUCGAAAGCCAAAGAUAUGCUGAAACUAUGGGAGAAGAAAGCUGCUGCUGAGCCAAAGCUGAAGACUGUGACCUCACCUGUCAAACAGCCUAAGAAACUGAGCAGCACUAUGGCUGCCUGGGAACAGAAAGCCAAAGAAAAUGGACUCAGUGAUGCCAGUGAUACAAACGGACAUGGAAAAUCAGAGAAGUCUGCUUCACCUUUGACCCCACGAAGUCAAAGAUCAUCUGUUACAUCAUCACCAAAACGUGAAAGCAUUCGUUCAACAUCAGGAAGUGAUCUGAAACUUGAAGAAGAACCAAAAGAAAUACAGGAAAUAUUUGAUGAAAAAGUUUCCGGCAAAAUCCAAGGAGCAAAAGCUUUGUUUGAGAAUCUUGGUCAGUCGCCUGUGAGGUCGCCAAGCUUUGUGAGACCGACUCGCAAACGUGUUGAAGAAAAAGUUGAAGCCAAACCUCGAGUGAAACGAGAAAGUGUCGAGAAUUCCCCGAUUGUUUCGAGGAAAUCAUCUUUUACAGACAAUCACGCAACGACUGAUAGCUCAAGGAAGUCGUCCAUCUCUCUGAGCUCGGAUUCGAGUGAUGACGAAGCUUCUGAUGAAUCUCCGAGCGUUGACAACAUGAGAGCGAUGUUCGAGAAUCAGGCAAAGUCUAAGCAGAACGUUAGGAAACACAGGAGCCUUGCUGAGAUGGUUGCCGAUGACGACAACUGUGACAUAACAGACGUUAGGAGCGUAAAAGCAAUGUGGGAAUCAAUGGACAAUCGCAGAUCUUCAGAUCAAGACGAGGAACCGAAACGAAAACCAAAGAAGCAGUCGAACAUACAGAAAAGAGCUGCAGCUAAAAAGAAAAAAGGUCGAAGAUCUAUGACGCAACCUGUUACAUCGGAUGACGUCAUAAAAGCAAAAGACAUGAUGAAUGGGAACACUAAACCUAACUCUGAGGGAGAGGAAGAAGAAGUUCUUAACUUCGUCGACCGAUUGAAAUUCUUCAACCAACUUUCAAAGAAUACUUCUUCACCUAAAUCAAAAGUACGAAGGCGAUCUGACACUCAACCGGUCAAAUCAUCUCAAAUCAGCAAAGCUACUGAAUUACUGACUGCAAAUCAACAAAAGAACGAGAAGUCUACUGAGAUCAAAUCAUUGAAGAAGGUUUCCCCAAACCAUUCACCGUUGAAAUCACCGACAAAAACAUCGAGAUCUCCUAUUACUAAAUCAACCCCAACUCCGAUUCUCAGCCCAAAAAGUCCGACUAUCGUUCCAUCGAUACAACGUCUUACUCGUAAAUUUUCGAUCAGCAGUUCAAGCGACAACGAAUCUCUGCUCAGCUCUAGCUCAACUAGCACUGAUGAUUGUGAACCUGGGAAAAAGAAGCUUUAUUUAAGUGAAGAAUCUACUGCCUCCAGUGUUGACAUGUCUGUUGACGUUGCUGAGAUCAAAUCGACGGGUUCGAUUCACGAGCGGAUGAAACGUCUUCAACAAAACACAACGGAAGAAAAAUGGAGAAAGCAAAGUCGGAAUUCUGAAAUCAAAUCAAGCGUCAGUGAACGACUGAAUAAGCUGAAGACCAACGAUGAGAAAUGGAAAAAGAAUCCUGCUGCAGCAGAUUUUGCUGCUCGUGCCGAAAAGUUGAGCGAGAGGAUUGCGAAGAUGAAAGAGGAUUCAAUGACGUGGAAAGAUAAAUCAGGAAAGCAAAAUGAUGCAACUCAGUUCACUGUCCAAGCUAAGCUGGCUAAAAGAGAGGGCAUAAAAGCAGUUGCUGUUCUUCCUUCGCCAUUAAUCAAACGACGUGUUCUGCCCAUGAUUGUGCCAAGUCAUGUUUCUGCUGUCACAGAAACCGAUGCAAAAUCAAAUGAUGACUCAACGAGCAUGAAUCAGCUUUCUUUUGUCGAAAAACUUGCAAAUAAAGGACUCGAAGAAAAUGUUUUAAAGCGAACCGAAGUAUUAACAACAGAAGUCCCCGAGUUUGAUGAAAAAGAAUUUGAGAAAUUUUUUGUUUCAACGCCCGAGAUGAACGGUGACGCUGAGCAUGAGAUAGAUGAUCUUCCACAACUAGAGGGCGCAUCAACACUCUCGGACAUAGGAAGAUUGAAGACGAAUGUUCAACAAAAAAACAAACGCAAAUCAUCGGCCAGGAACCCCCUCAAAGCCCUUGCUAAAAGAGCAGAUCUUAAGCAAUCAUACGACACGGAGAGACUGAACAUAGCAAGGUUGGAGCAACAACGAAUUGCACAAAGAGGUUACGGAGCAAACUUCACUUCAGCAGCUCUGGCUGGGCUGGCGGCAAAAGCUGACUUGAAAAAUGUCAACUUACGAAGUGCGAAAAACACUCCUAUGCCAUCUAGUGACGAUCUCAAGCCAUUCAAAGACGUUAUGUUGCUAAGGGCUAAAGGUCGUCGCCAGGUUCAAACCAGACUCGUUGAACCACGUCCAUCGUCUCUAUGUAGCGAUGAUGCGUAUCUUCUCGUCACACCAACCAAACUCUUCGGCUGGUUUGGGGAAUUCUGCAAUGUUAUUGAAAGAGCAAAGAUUAAUGAAAUAGCCGACUACAUAGUGAUCAAAGGGGAUCUUGGUUGCAAAGUCUCAGCUCUGAAAACUAUCGAAGAGGAUCACAACCCGAAGCAUUGUAAAGAAUUCUGGGAUUUUCUCGGCGGAGUUGGCGAAUGGCAGAAGUCUCCGUCUCCAGGGGCAGACGAACAAUACGAGGUUGAUGUUGGUACGACGAUAAAGACUUAUAAGAUGAUUGAUUCCAAGUUGGUUCCAUAUGAAGAUGCCUGGGGGAAAUUCCCUAAGAUGGAAAUGCUCGGGUCCAGCGAUACAUUUGUCUUUGAUUUUGGAGCGGAAAUGUAUAUUUGGCAGGGCAAAGAGGUCUCAUUCUCUGACAGACGUCUUGCUGUCCGUCUCGCUCGAGUGAUCUGGGAACAAGAUUAUGACUACACAGAGCAAGGACUUUGCCCUUUUCAUGGUUUGGAAUUGAAAGGGAAACGAGAAGACUGGGCUCUAUUUGCAAGAGUGAAUGAAAAUCUAGAAACCUCACUGUUCCAAGAAAAGUUUGAAAACUGGUCGAACAUCCAUCGAGAAAUUGGAGCGGAAGAAGCAGUAUUGAGGGAAUCCAAUCGCGGGAAAGAGGUCGUGGAGAAAAAAACGAAGUCGUCUAUUGCAUCGGAUAUGCAGGGCUGCGAUCCUAAGGAAAUGAGAGAUGGGAAGACUGAGCAUGUGCCCUUGAUUAUUGAAGGUUGUGACGUUUCCCAAGGUGCCGGUGAUAUAGUAGAUGAAGACGGAAGAAUCUUAGAGAUUGUAACGAAACAAGUUGAAACGUUCCAUGUUACUGAGAGCAAUGUUGAGCCUUUCAACGAUUCGGUUUUGCAUCGAUCAAAUUCUUACGUUGUGAAAUGGAAAUAUUCAAUCUCUAGUACAGGAAGAUUUGAAAAUAGCAAGGAAUCAAAGUCCAGUUCACCCGACACCUCCAGCAACGGUAGAGAACGUGUCGCUUACUUUUCAUGGGUCGGAUCUGAUGCUGCUGUCGGGGAUAAAGGAGCCUCUGCCAUAAUUGCUUCAAAUAUGGAUACAGAUGAUGGACCAAUCCUUAAUAUAGAAGAAGCAACAGCGCCACCAGUGUUCAAUAAAUGUUUCCAUGGUAACCUAGUUAUCAUGGACGGCAAGCGAGGCGUAAAACGAGGAAGUUUCACUUGGAGAUUGUAUGAGGUCAGAGGUCACUGUGAAGAUUCUGUCUCUCUGAUAGAGGUAAAUUGUGAAUGUCGAUCUUUACGUUCCUGUUCAUCGUUUGUUACAUUGCUUCCUCGGGAUGCUACUGCCAUCGUGUGGCACGGUUGCAGAUCUCCAAAGAACAUCCGUGAGGCUGCUGAAGCUGCAAUAAAUAAGAUGAGCGAGAGAAUGCCAGGAACCAUUCCAUUCAGGAGAAAUCCAACUUGCUUAGAAAUUUCAAUUUGUGAGGAGGGAAGUGAGACUGAUGCAUUCUGGGAAGCUGUCGGAGUGAAAAGGAGAACCAGAUAUGAAUGUUUACUAGAUGUUUCCACAGAAACCAGAAUUACUCGAGCAUGGAAUUUCACAAUUGACAAAGAAACUUUUAUUGCAAAACAAUUGCAGUCAAUGGAAGAUGACUCUUUGUUCCCAAUUGUUAAAGAACAAUUAUUCGAAUUAGAAACUCCUUGUUUAGUACUGAUCGACAGCACCCACGGAACAUUCCUCUGGCAGAAUUGUGACAGCAAAUCAUUGAACGCUUCAGCGAAACGGAGAUGGGACGUAAUUCGCAGAUUAGCCAUUGAGACAACGAUCAAAUAUUGCGAAGAAUAUGAAAGGGAAGAAGCCGUAUUAAUCGAAGCUGGUCUGGAACCUCAGUCUCUCACAAACGCUUUCCCGAGUUGGAAAACAAAAGAAAAGUCAGUGCUGGAUAAAUUGAUUACAUCUAAACCUCAACCAGUGAGCAAAGUCCUGAUGACAUUGUCACGGCUGACGUAUUCGAUCGAGGAAUUACGAGGACCUGAUCUUCCAGAUGGAGUAGACGCAAGUCAUCUAGAAUCGUAUCUAACGAACACUGAUUUUGAGAAAUUGUUCAAAAUGACGAAAAAAGAGUUUUACGAACUUCCUGUCUGGAAACAGAUGAAAAUCAGAAAAGAGAAAAACUUUUUUUAAUUUUAUUAUGAUGCAAUAAAGUACUUAUUAUUUCACAAA
Styela clava is the source of this 7745-nucleotide messenger RNA. RefSeq lists its product as uncharacterized. NCBI's taxonomy places the organism in Eukaryota, Metazoa, Chordata, Ascidiacea, Stolidobranchia, Styelidae. Gene Ontology annotation, cellular component: cytoplasm; actin cytoskeleton. Gene Ontology annotation, biological process: cytoskeleton organization; actin filament severing; actin polymerization or depolymerization. The record is from RefSeq and is a predicted model, not a curated record. Gene Ontology annotation, molecular function: actin filament binding; phosphatidylinositol-4,5-bisphosphate binding.